Molecule: messenger RNA, 3655 nt
Organism: Dicentrarchus labrax (European seabass)
Lineage: Eukaryota; Metazoa; Chordata; Actinopteri; Moronidae
Product: GTPase IMAP family member 8
Exons: 6
Coding region: 237-2156 (639 amino acids)
Molecular function (GO): GTP binding
Source: RefSeq, a predicted model, not a curated record
AAAUCAACAGCAAUGUGCACCACACUACAUUUGUGCUCACACCGUCAACAAGAAGACAUGAAGGAGAGGAACCCCUUCAGAAGUAUUUUCUGUUAAUCCUGCUCUUCAGAAAACAUGAAGAAAGCUACAUCUGUCAAAGAUGAUGAGAGAGGGAGUUGCUCUGACAAAAAUCAACAGACAUGAAGGAGAGGAAACCCAUCAGAAGUAUUUUCUGUUAAUCCUGCUCUUCAGAAAACAUGAAGAAAGCUACAUCCGUCAAAGAGCUGAGUGCUGUGCUCGUGGGAUCAAACAUCUCCCAGAAAUAUCAAGUUGGAAACAUCAUCCUUGGAAGACAAGCGUUUGAUCUGGUAGAUGUAAAAUGCUGUUGUGAGAGGGCAGAGGGAGACGUGUGCGGGCGAAGAGUCACCUUGGUCAAACCCCCCGGGUGGCUUCCAGGAUAUGAGCUCUGCAAUACAUCUGAACUUUUCAAGACAGAAGCGAUUCUCAGCAUCACACCUGGACUGCAUGGUUUUAUCCUGGUGAUUAAUGCUGAACUACCAUUCAAGACAGUAAACAAGAAGGCAACAAAGCAGCACUUGCAACACUUCUUUGGUGACAAGGUGUGGGAUCACACAAUAGUGGUCUUCAUCCACAAAGGCCGUCUAACCCACAAACCCAUUGAGGAGUACAUCAGUACGAAAGGGGCACCACUCCAGUCGCUUCUGGAGGCCUGUGGUAAUAGAUACCAUGUUCUUUGUGAUGAUGGCACAGACAAUGUUGAGAAAGUCAAAGAGCUGUUUGAGAAGAUUGACACCAUGGUGGCAGAAAACAAUUGUUACGAAAUCAACAGCACUCUGAUUCAAAAUGCCGAGUUGAAGAGGAGGGAAGUGGACAAAAAAGCUGAGGAGUUGCGUCUGCAAUCACAACAAGAAAGGCAAAAACUCAGAAAUCUCCUGACAGAGCCAACACUCAACCUGAGGAUCUUGAUGGUCGGGUGGGUGUUUUCUGGGAAGAGUGCCACAGGGAACAGUAUUCUAAGCGCUGAGGUGUUUCAUUCUGGUGACAGAACGGUGAAAGCUUUAAAGCAAAGCGGUGAGGUUGCUGGAAGAGACAUCGUCAUCGUGGACACUCCUGGAUGGUGGAAAUUCUUCCCAGCGAUAUUUAACCCUUCGCUUUUGAAAUCUGAGAUUUUAAAAGGAGUGUCUUUGUGCUCGCCAUCACCAAAUGUCAUUUUGCUGGCAGUGCCUCUUGACACAUCGUUUACCGAUGAACAAAGAAGAGUCAUAGAGGGCAACAUGAGGCUAUUUGGACAGAGAGUGUGGAGACAUGUCAUUGUGCUGUUUACAUUCGGGGACGCUUUGGGGGACAAAAUUAUUGAGCAGCACAUUGAAAGUGAAGGAAAGCCUCUCCGCUGGCUGAUUGAGAAAUGUGGAAACAGGUAUCACGUCCUCAACAACACGAGUGCAGCUGGUGAUCAGGUAACAGAGCUGCUGGAGAAGAUGGAGGAGAUGGUGGCAGGAAACAGCUCUUUUUACCUCAGUGCCUACCCUGACACAGAUGAUCCACAACUCCAGGAAGACAGAUGUGACAAAUCAACUGAAAACAAAGAUGAGAACACAACCAAGGAGAUCAGAGAACAACUUAUCAUUGAAUGGGAUCGUAGAAACUGGAAAACAUACCAGAGCCUAGAAGGAAGUAGGAAAGAACCACCAAGCAUGAGUGAUGACGACCUACAGUCUGACGGUUCAGAUUGGGAGGAAGAACAAACGGAGGACCGACUUGAAGAUGACCAGGGCUGUUUCAAUCUUGAAGACAGUGGAGAUGAUGCAACUCUGAUCGGUUGGAAAAGACUGCUGGAGAGAGAGUGGAGCAGACGAGAGUGGGCCAUGGAACAGGCUUCUUGGAUACCUUUAUUCAGUCCUGACUCUGCAGCCACCUCCGAGCCAGAUAUUGGUCGGCUGCACAUAUCAAGAAAAAAAGUAACAACGUGGCUGAAAACCCAACGCACAUCAUCUGCAAAUGGGACAGCCUCUAACACCGGCUGUAAAGAGAAGAAAAAGAAGAAAAGAGGCACUUCAAUGAGGGAUAAUCCACCUAGGCAAGUCCCUAGGGCACAACAAGCUGGGAAAAAAAAGGGAAGAAGAAAUCUUUUAAAAAGAAUUAAUGAAAUUAACUAAAAUUAAUUUCAGAAGACCUUUCUACUUUUAAAAGUAUGUCUGUGUAGGCAAAUGCAUCAGAUUGUUAAAAUAAAAAACCUGCUCACUCUUCUCUAAACACCUAAUAUUGAGAGAAGACUACAAGCAGACUGUAGAAAGAUUCUCUACUGGAGACUGGUUCUCACUGUCAUAUCAAUCAUUAACUUAAUCCUGGUAGGGGCAUUAUAUAAACAGAAGUGAACGAUGCAAGCAGAGCAGAUGUUUUGUGCUUAUUUCAGCGCUUUGCAGGUGAAACACACCCUCAUAGUGCUGAUGUUCACGCUGAGCUUAACAAGUUUCUGUCUGUAACAGAUGCACAUUGACAAGGAUAUUGCAGAAAAUAGUUUAGGACACUAUAAAAAAUUAAUAUUAUAGGAAACAAUAUUUUCUUAAGGGACCUAUGUGUGGGAUUUAGUGGCAUCUAGUGGUAAGAAUGCAGAUUGAAACCCCUUGACUCAACCAAACGUGUAGGAGAAACAAUUAAAAACACAGAAGUUCUGGGAUACUGUAGGAACAUUACAUUUCUGUCAUGUUCUCUAAAUAGAGCCCCCUAAAUCUUACACACUGGACCUUUAAUUCAGAGCUAUUCAGUUGUGGGACAUAUCUAAACUGCUUCACUGAUGUGUUUUGCAUAUGUACAUACAGAUGUAGUGAGCUACCAAUAGCACCAACUGUACUUUGACAAUUAAAAACUAAGCUAUAAAAUCAAGAUUAAAUUGGCAUAGAUUUUUUCACCAUAAUAAAGCCUACAUUGAAUGUAUAGGGAGGCUGUCAACAUGCAACUAUGGUCCGUCUUAAUCUGAGUAUACCCACCAUGCAUAAAGACGUUCACAAGUCAUUCAACAACAUUGUUAGCUAUCCCGUAAAUAAAAAAUACCAGCUAUUUAUUUAUGUUAUCAAAACAUUUAUAAAACAUAACAUGACUCUUAGCCAUUAUGGCUUUUUUGCUGACUGGUUACUAAGACAAUGCACGAAAUAAAGGAAAAGCUUCAAAGAUGAUAAGAAGAUUAAACACUUUCUUAACUUAGCCUUGGAAGUUUCAGAAUUUUUUUUGUAUGGCUUUUUAUCUAGCUAUUUAUUAUCUUGUUAAUCUGUACUGUAGGGUUGCAUGUUGAGAUGGUGGAGGCAGUAUAUGAUGAGGAGAUCGAAUACUAGGUAAUGAGAUCUGCUCUAUUUCCCAGGAACUUGCAGAAAUCCAGGAUUGUUUGUAUGUAUGUUAACUUGACUUGAUCCUGAGGGAAAUUAUUGUGCAGCAGCUGCAGUACAAAAUAGGAAAGAGUGUAAAUUAUCAAUAAAGGUGCAAAAAUAUCAAUACACAUAUAUCCAAAAUUCACAAAAUAUACAAAACAAAUAAACAAGGUUAAUGGUAAGGAUCAUGAGUUGUUUCAUAUAACAGUUUUCUUCUUGGUAUGUCUGUGUGAACUGUUUUAUUGUAUGUAUGAAAUAAAUCCAUUCCUUAUUAAAGCUACCACAUAAAUGUA